Phlebotomus argentipes is the source of this 664-nucleotide messenger RNA. RefSeq names its product ubiquitin-conjugating enzyme E2 N. The record is from RefSeq and is a predicted model, not a curated record. The transcript has 2 exons. The coding region runs from base 169 to 621 and encodes 150 amino acids. Lineage: Eukaryota; Metazoa; Arthropoda; Insecta; Diptera; Psychodidae.
AUUUGAUAGGUUUCAACCUUCCAGCCGACACUGGAAUUUCCAGACACAUUACGUUUGUUUUGACGGAUUGGCAGGUUUUCGCAACAAAAGACCUCUGAUCUCCACUACCAGGAAGUGAAAUCGGCGGAAAGGAAAUUCACCCGAAAACAGGUGAAGAAGGCAGAAAAGAUGGAAAACCUUCCACGACGCAUCAUAAAGGAGACUCAGCGCCUCAUGCAGGAACCAGUGCCUGGAAUCUCAGCUGUUCCGGAUGAGACAAACGCCAGGUACUUUCAUGUGGUUGUGGCCGGACCAAAAGACUCUCCCUUCGAGGGUGGCAACUUCAAGUUGGAGCUUUUCCUACCGGAAGAGUAUCCAUUGUCAGCACCAAAAGUGCGCUUCAUAACGCGAAUCUAUCAUCCCAAUAUCGAUCGCCUGGGCAGAAUUUGUCUGGACAUUCUCAAAGACAAGUGGAGUCCCGCUUUGCAGAUUCGCACGGUUCUUUUGUCUAUUCAGGCACUCCUUAGCGCCCCAAAUCCCGAUGAUCCACUGGCCAAUGAUGUGGCUGAGUUGUGGAAGAUGAAUGAGGCUGCAGCCAUCCAGAAUGCACGCGACUGGACCAGAAAGUACGCUUCAGCUUAGGUGUGUGGAGGAGGAGCGCGUAGAGAAAAUUUGGCCAGGAAAA